AUGCUGCUCAGAUUGAACUACUAUGAAGUUCACAUUUUAUUAUUUUUAAUAAAAUAUUAUUUCAAUCAGAUUUAUGAUGAAAAUGGUAUUUUUUUGGAAUGUUGUCGAGAGCGAGGAUUGCCAGAUGUGUGCUUAAAAAAAUGCUCUUAUCUUACUUAUAAUCAGAAUACUCUUCGAAAUAUGUUUCUACGAUUAGAUUCCUGUCCAAUUCAGGCAGCUAAUGAUAUUCACUUUUGCGCAGCACAAGGUCAUGACCAUAGACAGUGCUGUGCCAUGAAUGAGGUCACAUCAACUUCAGCUCACCAAAAGUGCUUAAUAUUUUGUGAUCAAAGGCCAACGAGUGAAAUCCAAUUAAAUCUAUCGUAUUUGCCUUGUAUUGAACGAUUUGAAAAUAUUAAAGGAUGUUUUUGGCGUUGGGCUCAAAAGCAGUACAAAUUUGCAAAAGACGCGAUGAUGGAAGCUAGGAUACGUGACUCUCGACGUCUAAUUAAUCCUCUAGCUCAGACAGAAACUGAUUCUCGACCACCAUCACCUUUUAGCAAUCGCUAA
This is a messenger RNA of Thelazia callipaeda (thelaziosis nematode), 549 nucleotides long. The record is from the annotation of a GenBank genome assembly. NCBI's taxonomy places the organism in Eukaryota, Metazoa, Nematoda, Chromadorea, Rhabditida, Thelaziidae.